This is a messenger RNA of Podarcis lilfordi (Lilford's wall lizard), 18613 nucleotides long. Lineage: Eukaryota; Metazoa; Chordata; Lepidosauria; Squamata; Lacertidae. The record is from the annotation of a GenBank genome assembly.
AUGGCGAAGCCGGCGAGGGAAAGGUGAGAGGGGAAACUGAGGGAAGGAGGGAAGCCGAGGGCCUCAAGGGGACCCGAAGCUGAAGGCUGGGAGAUUCAGGGCGAAAGGAAGAAAGCUAAAAAGAUUUUUUAAUUCUCCUUUCCAAAAAAAUCCUGAAGCCUUUCUGUUAGGCAUCAUGUUGAUUGAAAUACCAAAAAGCCUAAGAACACUUUUUAUGUAUGCAACCGCAGCAGCUAGGAUUUUAAUAGCUAAAAACUGGAAAGACGAUUUAAUCCCCACAAAAACUGACUGGCAAGCGAAGAUGAUAGAAUAUUUAGAACUUGGGAAAAUGACUGGGAGAAUAAAAGGAAAAUCAAAUCAGAAAGUAAAGAUUGGGCACUAUUCAAAGAAUAUCUUUUAAAAGCACUGUGAUAAUGCAGUGCUCCUGACAGGUUUAGAUUGCAUCUUGAAGGGUAAGGAAACGUUAAUAAAAAUAAUUUAUUUUGGUAAGUAACGGAAGAGAGUAAUAAUAAAGAAGUGCAUAUAGAAUAAUAUGGUUUAAAAAGCACAAUGAGGUGAGUCGGAAGUUAAAGUGUGUCUAAUGUCAAAGGAUAUGUUGCUAGUUAGUGGUUUGUGUAUGUUUAUUGUGAUUGUCUAUGUUUGAUGUAAAUUGUUUUGUAAUGAAGAACUUGUUAAAAUUAUAAUAAAAAAGAAAGCUUUGAAUUGUGCAGUGAGGCUGUGGAACUCCCUGCCACAGGAGGGCGGUGGUGGCUACUGACUUUGGCGACUUCAAAUCAGGACUAGACAAAUUCAGGGAAGGUAAUGAUGAAGUGUUGGGGAAGGGUGGAAACAUGUCGUGCGCCUUUGGGGGUAGUUUGUCCGCCUUUGGUGCCCACCCUGCACUCAGCUCUCGCCUGUGGCUCCUAGAAGCUGUCAGCAUGCGAUGGGGGGCCAUGUCCCAGGAACGACUUUGACUGGCUGCCUAAACCAGACGAGGGCAGCCGAUGAGUCUCAAACCCUCAUUGAGUUAGGAGCUGCCCUGCAUUCAAAGACAGGAUCCAGCGGAUUGCGUUGACAAGACCAAGAGUGAGGCCAAUGGGCAAGAAGGCAGUUUCUGCACCUGCUGUCGGGGGAAGUGAGGGGCAGGUGGGGCUCGUCAACCUGGGAAGGUAGCCCAUCUAGGAGAAGGGAAAACUCUGAGCCUAAACCUUUCAGGAGCUAUGUUUGAAACUAACCAGGCGCAUUCCGGGCAGAUCAGAAACUUACAAAGGGAAUGUUUGUGAAGCACAAGUCAUGUAAUAUGGUCGAACAGAUGCCGAUGUAGGAAACGGAACAAAAUCGUGAUAGAAUGAAAGCAAGGCUUGGAGUUUCUCAUGUGCCAUUUUCUAUUUUAUUAUUGUACAGUGAGGUUUUGGCCUCCUCCCUAGUGAACAGCGUGACCCAAGCUUUUGGAAAGCUUGUAGACUUAUGGAACGAAAUGGGUAUCAGCAGAGAACUGCAGCUGGAGCGCAUGCAGACAGCUAAGGCGCACAUUGAGGUAUGGAGCAGUGUGUGUGUGAUUUGUACUCCAAAUGCUCUUAAACAGUUGACUUAUUUCAGUUUGUCAAUUUAUAUAUUAAUGGGUUUUAGGUCCUUCUUUGUGUUUUGUUCCAAAUAAUAUUUUGUUGCUUUAAAGCAGCAGUGUGAGUUUUUGGGAGAAAAUUCCAAUUUCUAAGUCCGGUGCUCAGACUGCUGCUGGGAGAUUUAUCUGUUUUGUUUUGUGCUAUUUACCAUUUGAGUCUUUACAUUGACACCCUCCUUCCUGACACUAUGACCCAGCUCCCCAAGGAAUGAAGGGAGCUGUAUUUCAGCAACAUCUGGAGGGACGCAGGUUCUUGAGCUAGCAGAUCCUGAAUCUUUCAAUUAAGUUGCAGGCCUUCAUAUCUUUGCUGACAAAAUUAAUAAUGCUCACUAACUUGCAUUGCAAAACUUACAUGAACUGCAGCAGUUGGCUUUUAUUUUGGCAGAAGUGACAGUAUAUUUUGUUCUCUUCCAUUUUUACAACAAUUGAUCCAAUGCACAGUUUCUACUUGAUUUUGGAGACCUCAGCAGCAAAAAUGUAAAGGGCUUACUUAGACAGUCAAUGACUGGUCUCUUCCUACAUAUAAAAUGGGUAGGGCUAAAUGCAGAGACUAAGAAAAUAUGGUGCAGGUCCCAAAGCACCUGGUUAAAUAUUUCCAUUUUUCGACCAACCUUAUAGUAUUUACAAAAGCUAUAAGCCAAGCUGUCUGCUGAUAGCUAUCUGAAACACAUCAGUAGAUGAAAAGGAAUGUGAAGAAAGAACUCAUUUUAUAGAAACUUCCACCCCCCAGUUUUCUUGAUGGCUGGGAGGGGGCUAUUUGCUACUGACAAGUUGCUGUGUGUAAACAUGGUUUUAAGCCAGCCAGCUAAUAAUGCAAAAAACAGGAAGCCUCAGGAAGCCUACCAGACCACACUCCAGUUACUGAGUUGGGAGAUGGUAGUUUAUAUGUCAGAAACACUUCUUCUGUUACAAACUUGAGUGGUGUAUAUUUUAAAAUGCAGAACAUUAAUGUGGCACAAAUUCUUAAUUUAGCUAUGGGUGCAAUGCUUUAAUUUGACAGUUAAUAAAUCUGAUAAGGAACUGUACUUACACUACUGUUGUAUGGGUUUUUGGAUAGACUCUGUUGAAUGAAAUGAUUGAGGAAGAAAGUAAUUUGAAAGAAAAAAUUGAAAAUGACAUUGAAAUACAGAAGUCUCAGUUGAAUAUCGUGAGAUACGAACUCAAGCUGGACCCUUACCAGGCAAGUUGCUUCACUGCUGCUUAUUCCGGAUAACAAAGCACAAAGAUGUCACUUAGGUUGCAGUCCUAUACUUGAUAUACCAGGGAGCAACCCUCAUUAAGUUCAGUGGUGCUUACAUCUGAUUAGACUUGUAUACAAUUACAACGUUAACGACAAUGGGCUGAUAUCUGCCACCAUGAUGAGUUUUUAUUCUCAGCACUGUUUUCUGUAAUUACCAUUGCAUUUGAAAAUCUGGAGCUCUUGCUUUGCACGUGUAAGGUUUCUAUUGAACACUUGGAAUCUCUAGAGCCCUCUGAUGGGCAUAAUUGUAAUUAAUGUGAUUCUUCAGAGCUGCUUUUUACUGUUGUAAUGAAUUAAGACUUAAAAUAUUUGGUCUGGCAGCUGACUGGAAGGUUACUGUUCAAAUACAAAUUCUGUUUCGGUACAGACCUGUCAAAAUGUGAUCUUUGCUCAGUACUGCCACUCACUGUAGUGUCAAUACAGGCAUCCUUCCACUUAUGCAUGGCACCAGGAAAUAAUUAAAUGAUUUGAUUCAAACCUGGAAAUGGCGAGAGAGAGCUGGAGAGUCCGUGUGGCUCACAAGGAGACCCUCCCUGGAAACCAAAGAGGAUGUCAGUGAGAGCACAGGAAGCCCCAAAGAGACUGGAGGUGCAGCAGGGCUUUGUUUACGCUGCUCAGCCUCCCCGCCUACCCACAGCUGAUGUGCGGGGUAGCGCAGCAGCAGCAAUUUCCUGCAUGUCCUCCAGCCUCCUGCCAGCCCCAAAGUUUCAAUUAUAGUUGUGGGUGUUUUUGGAUACAGUAUAUUUUGUGUGGAUUGAAGAGAGAGCGGCUGAGAUGGCAUUUGAAAAGGCUUAGAGGGGGCUCCCCACUUUACAUGAUUUCAGUUAUGCAUGCAGGGACCAAAAUGUAACCCCCGCGUAAGAGAGGGGGACAUCUGUACAUUUCUGCACCUAACCCUUUGUGACUCUUUACAGGUUGGUGAUGGCUUAUCCAUCAUCCAGUUAGAAAAAGAGUUUCGUUUGGCUUUAGAAGGCGCUCUUAAAGAAAAACAAGAGAGGCUGACGAAGUUGAAACAGCUGCAGCUAGAGGAGCAGAGACUAUGUUCAGAGCUUUACGCUACUCCAUACUACAUACCGACCGGCAGUGUUCCAAGUUGUUUGCAGCUGGAAGAAUUAGACAAACAUGUUCAGCAGCUCUUGAAAGUGAAGGUGUAGUACUGACCCCUCCCCCUUUGCAUUAUUUAAACAGAAACAUUGUAUUUAUUUUUAUUUAUUGAAUUUAUAUACCCAAUAUAUAGUAAAAAUCAGAGGUUCUGAUAAGGCUUGCUGGGCUUGGACCCAGGUAUGAGCCACAAAUGGAGGCAUUGUAUGGCUUCUGAAUAUUUCUCUGGUUUGAAUUAAAAUGUAAGAAGAAUUCUCAGCAACUUACACUUUCCCCCUCCCCUCUAGUCAGCCCCUAAAUGGUUACUUUUGCAGCCAGGAGACCUGCUGUUGGGGCCUCUAGAUGUGUAAAAGUUAGAAGUAAAGAUAGGGUUGCCACAUUUUACAAAGUGAAAAUCCAGACAGAAGAGUUGUAGAGUUUUGUUUUGGUUUGGUUUUGCAAAUAAAUUGAAGCUAUUUCUGAGGAAGAUCUGCAAAAUGACACUGCCGCCAUGCGUGCGGAUUUUCCCAGACAUUUCUCCAAUUUACGCCUGGACAUUGCUUGCGGCUACAGUAUUACAGAUAUGUCUGGGAAAUUCCAUAUGGCAACCCUAAAACUUGAAUUCACUCUGAAAUAAAUAUUUUCCCUUGGGAGAGGGGGAGUGAUUCAACUUACUUCUAAGCCAGUCUGGUGUGAAUUAUAGGGAGCUUCCUCAUGCCUACUAAACAUGCUGCUUUCUUAUCUCCUGGCAAAUUGCUUUUUAAUGCUUGUUCUAGAAAAAUUGCAUUUAAUUCAUAUCAGAUAUUCAUUCUGGUUAUCCAGAAUUAGCAAAUAGCCUUAAUCAAUAAACGAAUCUGUUCAUUUUUUGUUGAGCGGGUGAAACUAGUUUGAUAUUCCUGUGUUGCACUUAAAGUUGGACAGUGUCAGGAAUAUUGUCAAUCUGUUUUGUUGGGUUAAACGUGAUUUUUAGAUGUUCUUUAUAUCUGAGACCUCAUGACAGCAUUACAUUUGAAAGCUGUUUGAUCUGACUAUUUAAAUCAUUUUAUUUGUUUAGGAGCAAAGAUUGAAAGAGUUUUUUAAACUAAGGGGAAAGGUCAGGCAGUAUAAUAAAGAAAUUGGACACACACCAGAUGGGACACUGGAAAGUGAUAUGUUGAGCGAUGAAGAAGAAUGCAUUUGCCUUACAAAGAAAAACCUUGAGGAUCUCGAAUUGCUUGUUCAUCAGGUUGGUCUUUUGAAUGUAAAAAAGAAUUAUUCACAUGAAUGAGGCUGCUGUUCAGAUUGUUUAGCCCACAUGAAUACCAGAACCAAUAUGGUCCUUAAAUGAUGUUGGGCAAAUGCAACAGGUGUGCCAUUUAUAACCAUGGCUUGCAAAGUGCAAUAAAGGCCUCCAAUAUGGAGGUAUAAGUGCUUUCUUAUAGUCAGGCCAAUGGGUCUUCUGUAGCUAAUAAUGCUGCAAGGUGAUAUGUGUGGGCCAUGCAGUGUAAUAGUGAAUGAGGGUUCCAUCUCUAUUCUAACUUCCCACUCCCUGCCUUCAUCCAUUUGAAAUGAGACGGUGGAGCACAGGUUCCCUGUUGGAACUGUUGGGAUGCAACUCGGUUUGAACUGGAGGCUGAUUUGUUUCCAUGGGAAAGAGUAGAUAGAAGGAAGAACCUCCAAGUUGCCUAGACUGUCCUUUAACCUGUACUGACCUUCCAUCAUGUGUUAGACAUGUUUUUAGGGUUCCUGACCUCAUUUCCUUCUUUUUCUACAUCAUCGCUGGGAAAGGAAACAUCCUUGCAUCGUCCCUAUACAGUUGUACAGUGGUACCUUGGGUUACGAACGUAAUGCGUUCCAGAGGUCCGUUCUUAACCUGAGGCGCACUUUCGCUAAUGGGGCCUCCCACCACUCCGCCGGCGUGCAAUUUCCGUUCUCAUCCUAGGGCAAAGUUCUCAACCCAAGGUACUACUUCUGGGUUAGCAGAGUUUGUAACCUGAAGUGUUUGUAACCCAAAGCGUUUGUAACCAAGGUACCACUGUACCUUGGAAGUCAAACGGAAUCCGUUCCAGAAGUCCAUACAACUUCCGAAACGUUUGAAAACCAAAACGUGGCUUCUCAUUGGCUGCAGGAAACUCCUGCAGCCAAUCGGAAGCCCCAUUGGACGUUCGCCUUCCAAAAGAACAUUCGAAAACCGGGACAGUCACUUUGGGUUUCGAUUGUUCAUGAGCCAAAACGUUCGAGAACUAGGCUGUUCGACUUUCAAGGUACGACUGUAUGUGUAUUUCCUUCAAUAAACUUAGCUUCCAUCUUUUUCCAAACUCAAGAGUCUUGGUGUAAUUAUAUCCAGGCUAAAGUGUGUUCUACUCCAACAGUAAUUCAGUGUUCAGUUAAGCUUCCAAGCUGCAAGUUAAAUUGAAAACACCAACAUUUUCUCCCCCCACCCCCGCCCAAUCCGCCCCGGACCACCUCCCCACCUUAUAGAACUGGUAAUCACAAUACUUCAUUGCUUAAUUUUGGUACCGUGAUCAAGAUGGAGUGUUGGCAUGCACUUUUCCUGAGAAGCUGAUGAUGCAGUGUUACAUCUGGCUUGACUUGCUCUUGAGACUAUAUGGUACAGUUCACAUACCUUGUUGCUGCCUUUUCCAUAUGGCUGUUUUGUAUGAACUGAUGUAGAUGUGCCUUUGUAGUUGCAGGUCAAGAAAGACUCUCUAAUUGCCAGCAGAGAUGCUCUGGUGAAAGAGGUGCAAGUUUUGUGGGACAGACUUCAACAGCCACAAGAGAAGCAGGAGCAACUCACAAUGUUGGCAAGCAGAUGCCCUAUUUCUGAAGCAAUAAAAAUGGUAAUAGAAUCAGAAUUCUGAUGGCACUGUUCAUUAAUAAUAGGCUGACUACAAUGGUCUUUUAUGUAAUUUACAAUACAGAAAGGUAAGAGUCGCUUAAAACUACAGAAUCAGACUUCAGUUUAAAUUUGUGCUGGAUUUUUUAAAAGUCUUCUGUAGGCUCUGGAAGAUCAGGGAGGGGGCCUGCCUGACCUCAACUGGAAGGGAAUUCCACAAAAUUGGGUCCACAAUACUGAAUUCACAGCUCCUGGUGGAUACAAGCCACGAAUCUGAGCCAUGGGGUUACCACUAACAUUGACUCUGCCCAAGUCCUUGAUGAUCAGGCAAGGAUAGGCAAGGAUAGGAUUAGGCAGUACCUGUGGUAUCCUGGACCCACAUUGUUAAGGGCCUUGUAAAUUAAUACAAGAACCUUGAACUUGGUCGUGUAGUAUUCAGGCAGUCCAUGCAAACCUUGGAGCACUAAAGUUACAUCCCGGUGAUAGUCAUUCCCCAUCAACAGUCUAGACAUAGUGUUUUGCAGCAGCUGGAGCCUCCAGGUCCAAGAGUAGCCCCACAUAGGGCACAUUGCAGUAAUCAAGUCUUGAGGUCAUCACUGCAUGAAUCACCAUGGCCAGACUUUCCUUGUAAAAGAAUGGCUGUAGUUGACAUACCAGCUAUAGCUGGUAAAAGGCACUCCUAUUGAAAUUUAAUGGACCUAACUUAAGUCAUGCUCAUUAAUUUCAGGGAGUCCAGUCUGAGUAAAACUUCGUUGAUUACUACCCAGUGUUUUCCCCCCCAGAUGUUGAUAUUUACUGACUUUAUCAUCUGUUUUGUUUCACUGGAUCUGCUUUGAUGCUGGACCCUCAACAGUUUUGUGUCUCUCACCUGCAGUGAGUGGUAUUUUAAUUCUGAAGCUUCUGAAAUAGCAGCUGCAUGUGUUUUUAUAAAAUAUUUCUUCUUCAGAUACAUUAAUAUGAGAUGUAUGUAGUUGCUUAAAGCUAUAGAAUCAAGCUUCAGUUAAAAUACCUGCUGAGUUAAAAGAAAAGUUGCCCAGAGAAGACAUAGGCAGGAAAAGGCACACUUUCAGGCAUUUGAACCCAAAGCUAUUUAGGGCUUUAAAGUUAAGUAGUAGUACCUUAAAUUGGAUAAUGCAGGAGCCUUCUCAUUUUACUGUCUGGAGCUAACAUCUUGCUCUAAUGUAUUUUGAGCGUGUGGGCUUCUUCUAAGCUCAGCUGACAUGGAAGCAUUAAAUUUAAAGUGUGGGGGAAAUGGCCAUUUUAAAAAAAAGUUCUAAAGAGUUAAUUGUAUUCUACGUGAAUGCCUCUUGGUGUCAAACUGACAGUCAGAUCAGAUUACUCCAGUUUCAGGAAUAUCCCCAGUCUACGUACGUCACUGCUACAGCCUUUGCUGUAACAAAUUUGUAGUCAUGGAGAAGUCUGAGUAAUUGUCUGGAAAUAGUGAAAGCAAGAUCGCCAUUGCCAAAUGCAAUAACCAUGAGACACUUGUUUUGUUUUCAUUAGUGGGAAGAGGAGUUGGAGAACCUGGAAGUGCUGAAGAAGGAAAGUUUAAAACAAAUUACUUUCAGAGUCAGGCAAGAACUUCAUGAUUUCUGGGGCAAAUGCUUUUAUUCUGAGGAACAAAGAGCUGCGUUUCAGCCCUUUUUAAGUGGUAAUUCCUUACAUCUUAUAUCUUUCAAAUACAAACCUUUAUUUUGUGUCUACUUGUGACUAAAGACAGGUAAAACUAUUUUUGUCAUAAUUUUAAAAACGGAAUGUCUGGUUGAUGAGGCAAAAUUCUGUUAAAUCGUCUAGGGCUGGGUCACAGUGAAAGUGCUUAGUCGCUAUUUGAUCCUCAUCUUGUAGUUGCAGAGUCAUGCCAUGUGCCUAAUGAAACCUUAACUCUUGUUUUCUUGCUUUAGAUAAUUUCUCUGAAGAGUUGUUGAGUCAACACGAUGAAGAACUUUUGAGAAUAAAAGAGGUUUAUGAGAAAAACAAACACCUGUAUGAUAAUGUUCACAAAUGGAAUGCCAUCGGGGAGCGUUUGGGUGAACUGGAGGUCAGAAGUACUGAAUGCUUAUGUUAUCUCACUGCAGAGAGGGAAACUUGAAGCUGUUUUUAGAUAUGGGUGAAAUCUAGGUGAGCAUCAGACACAAGAUUCGAUUCGUAUCUGAAGCUUUGGGUAGAGGCCCAAUCUGUUUUGGAGCUGCUCUUUGGGUCUUUCCAAUUCAUCUCAUUAUUUGGGACCAAGAUACAGUGGUACCUUGGUUUAUGAACUUAAUCCGUUCCAGAAGUCCGUUCUUAAACCAAAGCGUUCUCAUACCAAGGUGUGCUUUCCCAUAGCAGCGGGGGACUCAACUUACAAAUGGAACACACUCAACAGGAAGCAGAACAUGUUCUUAUUCCAAGGCAAAGUUCACAAACCAAAACACCUACUUCCGGGUUUGCAGCAUUCUUAAUACAAGUUGUUCAUAAACUAAGCUUUUCUUAAACCAAGGUACCACUGAUCUGUUAAAAACGAAACUGACUCCCACCCCACCUCUAUCUGUUGGAGGUUUUAAAGCAGAUAUUGGGUGGCCAAUUUUGAUUAUAAUGGGAAUCUAAAACUGGAUUGCUCCCCUUCCACAGAAGUGGAUGAAAUGAGCAGGCAUGGUGCCCCUGCAGGAUGGAUUAACACUCCCAAAUUGUAGGCAAAUACAGCAAAAGGAGCAAAUGAGUGAAAGCUAGCCAAUGGAACAGUGCACUUGUUCAGAAGUGACCAUUUGACACAACUGUCAGAAACGUACAGCUUCUAUACUGUAUAGACACAAGGAUACUAGGAUCAUACCAGCCCACCCAUCAUUCGCUGAUAAAUGCAUAAAGCAGCUGUGCAAUGUUAUUGCUUGUCUUCAAAGGAACUGACAUAUGCCACUGAGCCGCAAAUACCCUCAUACUUGGUGCUUUGAAAGGAUAAUCUUUUAUCUGCCUGGGCUUGUACUAGAAUAAGAGCCACAAUCUUACUCGGAAUGGCAAGAUUCUUCUGAAUGUCUGCUUCAGGUUUUUGCUCUAGGAGGCUUAGUUUGGUCAGAAUCGAGUGUAUACGCUUCCAGAGUUAAUGCUAAAUACAUUACUUCUGGUGAAUGAGCCACCAUAGCCACUAGAGGGCUGUGGAAAAUUUGUGUCCUGGGCUUUUAGACUCGUACACCCAUGUACUAUAGGAAAACAAUCAGUUACUUAAUGUGUAACCUGUUUUCCUUCUGUAUUCAGAAAAAAUCAACAGAUCCAAGCAGACUUCUAAACAGAGGUGGUACCUUACUCAAAGAGGAAAGGGAAAGAUCAAAGCUUCAAAAACAAUUGUUAAAGGUAAGUCCCAGGGCCAUUUUUGUGUAGUUUCCAUCCAUUUUGGGUGAAAUUUGGUGCCUGAUCCACAUGAACACUUAGGUGUUCAUGUGGAUCAGGCACCAAAUUUCACGUAACCCCUUGUUGACUAACACUCCUUGGCAAAGCAGUUCUAACAUGUAGAUACAGUGGUGCCUCGCAAGACGAAAUUAAUCCAUUCCGCGAGUGUCUUCGUCUAGCGGUUUUUUCGUCUUGCGAAGCAACCCUAUUAGCGGCUUAACGGAUUAGCGCUAUUAGGGGUUUAGCGGCUAUUAAAGGCUUAUCGGCUUAGUGGAUUAGCUGCUAAAAGGCUAUUAAAGGCUUAGCGGCUUAGAUAAAGGGGGGGGGAAGCGGAAAAAAAAUCUCAAGACUCGCAAGACAUUUUCUUCUUGCGAAGCAAGCCCAUAGGGAAAUUCGUCCUGCGAAGCAACUCAAAAACGGAAAACCCUUUCGUCUAGCGGGUUUUUCGUCUUGCGGGGCACCACUGUAAUGCUUUCAUCUCAUAAACUUUGGAAGUAUUUUCUGUGCAUAUAAAGUUGCCUCUGGAAAGAACAUUGAUGACACCUCAAAUUUGAGGUCCAAAUGACUCCAGGUUCUUAGCAUGCUUGAUCGUUUCUUGGCUGAUCUAGCUAACGUCUCUAAUAUUGUAGAGGAAAGUGAAUUGUUCAGCUGCAAACGGAGUUGGAAGAGUGCCUUGAAUAGUGGCAGUGUGAAGUUUAAAGUCUUUCUGAAAUUGACUAAACUGGUUGUCAGUUCAAGGUUGAAAUUUUAAGUCCAAACCACCUUCCUGGUAUAGACUGAGCAUGUUGGCUAUUUGCAGAUUAGUUGCACUGCAGAAAGCGUGCUGGGGAGACCACACAUUACAAGGAACGCAAAAUAACUUUAGCUAGGUUUUAAUAACAAAAACUCCUUUUACACUAAAUAUAUCAACAAGCAUGACCCAACCACCAACCCAUCCCCCAGGGUACUGAGAGAGCUAGGUGCUGCUCUUUAUAUACUACAGUGGUACCUCGGGUUACAUACGCUUCAGGUUACAUACGCUUCAGGUUACACACUCCGCUAACCUAAAUAGUGCUUCAGGAUAAGAACAGAAAUUGGGCUCCGGCGGCGCAGAGGCAGCAGGAGGCCCCAUUAGCUAAAGUGGUGCUUCAGGUUAAGAACAGUUUCAGGUUAAGAACGGACUUCCAGAACGAAUUAAGUACUUAACCCGAGGUACCACUGUAUACCCAAUUGCUGACACAGCUUAAUUAACACAAUUUAACAGCACCUGCUAUACUGCUUCACAGCUGUAAAACUGGGUCACGUUGUUUGCUCUGGCCCUUAAAGAAAUAUACAUCUUGUGGAACAAUAAUGAACCUUCAAAUUUAAAGAGACCAUUCAACAGAGCAUAUCGUUUAGCUCUUCAGAGGAGAUGCUGCUGAUCAUUCCCUGACCUGUGAAUUGUGACAAGUUGGCCUUCUCUGUGAUAGCACACACUCUGGAGUGCCCUCCCUUGGGUAAUUUGUGAGAUGGAAACAGUAAUGACCUCCGAAUGCCUUGUGAAAACGGGCUUGCUCAAGGUUUAUUCAAGCUUCACUCAAGCUUUCCUGAUUCUUUUAAGUUUUAUUUUAUUUUUGUUUUGUAUACUGCUUAGUUUUUAUUAUGGUAUAAAGUUGUGCUUUAUUUUUAUUUCCCUUUUAAUUUAGUUUUUAGGAAAUGUUACAUUUAUAUUUUUAGGUGAACUGCAUUGAGAUUUUUAUUAAAUAGUAUUAUUUUUUAUUUUUAAAAAACUUAUUUGCCAAAACUAGUUGGGGGAAGAACUGAAGAAAGAUACUGAAGACUGGGAAAAGGAAAACAACUCACACUUCCUUGUUAAUAAUCAGAGGUUUCUGGACUCCAUGGCCCUGCAAUUGCAGCAUCACAAAAUUAAGAAAGAUCAGCCCAAAAUGGUAAGUUUUGCAUGCGAGUCACUUAAUUCAGCACAUUAUUUAUUUGAUAAAAAUGUGACUGCCAUGUUUGGGAUGUGUUGUCAAUUCUUUACUAAAUAAUGACUGUGCCUUAUUGACUCUGUCUGCCAUGUUCUCUUUGGUGUGCUCUCACUUUCGUCUGGUUGCUGUUGAAAAGUUAGUCACUUAAGCUAGGAUCUAGCCAGCAUUUGAAGCUAGUUACAAAUUCAAAGCUAAUUCUGGCUAGCACAAAAUGUGGUUCAUCACCAAUGUUUACAACUGAGGGAGAAGGAACACAUGAUCCAGCAGUCUAGUCCCCCAUCUAAUUGACAGCCGAUGUUCUAUAUACAUCACAGACCAUGUCAUAAUCGUGUGUCUUGUCUGUAUAACGAUCUGGCAAACAGGUUGGGUCUAGAUUUGCAAGCUUUCGUUUUCCUUGCAGCACAGAACCAUUACAUUUCCCCCACAAAAUAAUCAACGGAGGGCUUGAAUGCUAGCCUACGAUGGCGUUCUUUCUCAGUCUUGCAGGAGUGUUUCUUUUUCUCUGUGCCUGGUGGGAAGAGGGAAGUUUGACAGCAGGGAUGUGGUGAUGCUGCCACCGCCAUGUGUGGAAAGCAGACAGGGCCUCUGGGGCACUGUUGAUCCUUGCCACCCAAGGACAGAGAUUGUACAAAACAAUAAGGUUGUCAGGAGAGAGCAUAGCAGUGCCAGCAAGACAUGCUUAACUGUUCAGAAUAUGUGGAAUGCAAAAGUUGACUAUGUCACUGAAACAUCACCGGGUGUGCAUUGGCUCCUUAGAAACCUGUGAAAAGCAGCUACUGGUCCUAUUUUACAAGUGCUGGAGCACUAAAUAUAAGUGCCACACUUUCUACAAAUUCUCAAGGGUGGACUGAACAUACUCUUGGUUAUGGAUCACUCAUUUAUCAACUGUGGGCUGCAAAUGUAUGUGGACCAGCAGCCUUCAUGCUUGUAGCAUUUCUUUUUACUGCCCCUGGGGUCUUUCAGAUAAUAAUAAUAAUAAUAAUAAUAAUAAUAAUAAUAAUUAAAUAAUAAUAAUUAAUAAUAGUAAAUUACUUACACCCCGCCCAUCUGGCUGGGUUUCCAUAGCCACUCUGGGCAGCUUCCAACAAGAGAUUAAAAAUACAUUAAAACAUCAGUCAUUAAAAACUUCCCUAAACUUCCCUAAACAGGGCUGCUAAAGUUAGAUAGAUAAGAUAAGAUAAACUUUAUUUGCAUUAGCCAACGGCCUUAGCAACAUAAAACAAGCAAUAUAUACAAAUAAAAUAAAGUUAGAUAGUUGUUUAUUUCCUUGACAUCUGAUGGGAGGGCGUUCCGCAGGGCGGGUGCCACUACCGAGAAGGCUCUCUGCCUGGUUCCCUGUAACCUCACUUUUCUCAGUGAGGGAACCGCCAGAAGGCCCCCGGCGCUGGACCUCAGUGUCCGGGCUGAACGAUGGGGGUGGAGAUGCUCCUUCAGGUAUACUGGGCCGAGGUCAGCACCAACACUUUGAAUUGUGCUUGGAAACGUACUGGGAGCCAAUGUAGGUCUUUCAAGACCUGUGUUAUGUGGCUGCUGCGGCCGCUCCCAUUCACCGGUCUAGCUGCCACAUUCUGGAUUAAUUGCAGUUUCUGGGUCACCUUCAAAGGUAGCCCCACCUUUGGGGCUACCUUUGAAAUACUGAACAUCUCUUGGAAGUAUCAGGGUGGAGCUUUUGCUUGGUAGGGCUGCAGGGCUCUUUCUGUUAGCUGCUGCUCCAAUGUAGAAAGAGGCAACAGAGAACUUACUGAAGAAUUGCAUUAUUGUUUAACAGAGUUAAAGCAACAUUUAUUUCUCUUUUUUUGCAGUCAUUGAAGAGGGAUGAAUGUGGAACUCCCAAAUCAGCCACUAAAAGACCUGCAGGAGGUGUGAACAUGCCACCUCCUAGCAAGAUGCGGAAAGUAAAUAAUCUUUUGAUCCAACAGGCAAUUAUCUGAUAGAAAUCAUGUGCAUGCUUCGAAGCCAAAGUACAAGGAGCCCUAUUCAACUAGCUUGCAUCAACCAGAAGCAAAGUACAGUAAUGACAACUUGCCUUAUUUUAUUUGACAGAACCCCUGUAUGUGUGUAUGGGAAAUUCAUCCGGAAGACAAAAAUGUAUCAAGGAGUUAGUGAUCUGCCAUGGUUACCCUUCCUGCCUCUGUUCCUUCCCCUUUCCUUGCUCUUGUUAAGUUUUUAGAUGGUGUCAGAACAGUCUUUAAUGUCUUGAAGAUUGGGAGGAGGUGAAGCCAGGGGUGUAGGAAGGCUUCCAACAAGAGAUUAAAAAUACAUUAAAAUGUCACACGUUAAAAACUUCCCUAAACAGGGCUGCCUUCAGAUGCCUUCUAAAUGUCAGGUAGUUGCUUAUCUCUUUGACAUCUGAUGGGAGGGGGUUCCACAGGUGGGCGCUACUACCGAGAAGGCCCUCUGCCUGGUUCCCUGUAGCUUUUGCUUCUCUCAGUGAGUUAUAAUUUUUUCAAGUAUACAUCAAAUAAAAAUUAUGAAUCUCCAGACUUCUCACCAUCCCCUCCAUGGGUCCUAUUAUCAGUUUCAACUGCAUAUUAUUUCAUCAUCCAUAUUUUAGGUCUAUCCAUAUUAUCCCACAUUACAAGUUUUGUUAAAAUCCUGCUGAUGUUUCCAUUUGCUUACAGUGGUCUCUUAAAUAAGUUAUAAAUCUUUCCCAUUCUUUCUUGAAACUUGUCUGCUUGGUCUGCAAGGGCCAUCGAGUCUGCUUUGUCUGCAAGGGCCAUCGAGUCCAACCCCCUGCCAAGCAGGAAACACCAUCAGAGUACUCCUGACAUAUGGUUGUCAAGCCUCUGCUUAAAGACCUCCAAAGAAGGAGACUCCACCACACUCCUUGGCAGCAAAUUCCACUGUCGAACAGCUCUUACUGUCAGGAAGUUCUUCCUAAUGUUUAGGUGGAAUCUUCUUUCUUGUAGUUUGGAUCCAUUGCUCUGUGUCCGCUUCUCUGGAGCAGCAGAAAACAACCUUUCUCCCUCCUCUAUGUGACAUCCUUUUAUAUAUUUGAACAUGGCUAUCAUAUCACCCCUUAACCUCCUCUUCUCCAGGCUAAACAUGCCCAGCUCCCUUAGCCGUUCCUCAUAAGGCAUCGUUUCCAGGCCUUUGACCAUUUUGGUUGCCCUCCUCUGGACACGUUCCAGUUUGUCAGUGUCCUUCUUGAACUGUGGUGCCCUAGGAUCGUGUGACCUAGAUUGGGACAUUGAGUCAGGGGCUCCCCACUUCUUUCCCUGGUUUCACCUCAAACAGAGCCUUUUAUUUUAGCCCUGGCUGCUGCAUAUAAUUGGGUAUCUGUAUUACAGCUAUGUUGCAGCUUCCUCUAGGGAGGGUGAUGUCCAGUUUCAUAUCAUGAACACCAGAUGGCAGUGCAUCAUAAAGAAAGCCUUUCCCACAAACAUAUCCCUCAAAUAAAUCUGUAUGGCAGCCAUGCGUUUGACCAUGAAGCACUAUAAACUAGAGAUGUUUCCCUCCGUGGAGACACCCUUUGGGGAAAGUGCUACAGCACAUGCGUCUUCCUAGCCUCAGCCACUUUUCCUUUUCCCCGCUUCCCCAGAUAUUGUGUGCUUGUGUGCAUUCCACAGUUGGAUGUGUCUUUCACUCCAAAUGGAGAACGAAACACUGAACACCUAGCAAUGAAUAUGCUGUCUGCUUUGAUGAAACGAAAGUAUUGUUAUGGGAAUUCUAAGGACUUACGUAUGUGUUUGCCUUGUACAUUUAUGAAUGUUUAUAUUAUUACACACACUACACUUGAUCUUAGCCAAAAGGCCGAGUAUAUAAGUAUAUAAACCACGUGUCUGAAACAGUACAGGAGAACAACCCUGAAGCCAUUUUGACUCUUCCAGUAACCUCAAAUAAUAUCUUCAGUAAGGAAGGAAAUGGGGAAGCCUCCCCCAUUGUCUCUUUGCUCACAAAUCCUGCCUUCAGGGCAUAUUUGUGUAUGAACAGGGUGAGCCUGUGAACUGGAUUCAGGAACUAAGUAUUUAGCAUCUCAAAAGGAAUGGCCAGGCUGCCCAAGUAAAGCAAUCAGUGACCAUUAUCAGUAUCCUGCCAAACGGGAUUUGUGUUGCAGACUGCCCCCUUCAGUGAUGUGUGUAUGAUGUUUUGGAGGGUGGUCUCAAGGUAAAGGGACGCGGGUGGCGCUGUGGGUUAAACCACAGAGCCUAGGACUUGCUGAUCAGAAGGUCGGCGGUUCAAAUCCCCACGACGGGGUGAGCUCCCGUUGCUCGGUCCCUGCUCCUAUCAACCUAGCAGUUCAAAAGCACCUCAAAGUGCAAGUCGAUAAAUAGGUACCACUCCGGCAGGAAGGUAAACGGCGUUUCCGUGCGCUGCUCUGGUUCGCCAGAAGCGGCUUAGUCAUGCUGGCCACAUGACCCGGAAGCUGUACGCAGGCUCCCUCAGCCAAUAAUGCGAGAUGAGCGCCGCAACCCCAGAGUCGGUCACGACCGCACCUAAUGGUCAGGGGUCCCUUUACCUUUCCUCGAGGUACAGGGUGGGCAAUUUCAAAAGUCUGUAUCAGGGCUUGCAUACCAUUGUUCGGGGUUCCCCUCCUGACUUCAGCAUGUGGUUGUGAGCACCCUGUGGCAACAGUAUAAUAAAGAUCAUGCUUACUAGCUGCUUUGCUUCUCAAUAUUCUCUGGUGGGCCUCUGUUAUUUUCUCCUUUCGAUAGGAACCUACUUUAGGACUCUAUAUGGGCUCUUGGAUACCCGAUAAGGGGAAAGGAGCGGUUUUUUCUUAUGAGAGUAUCCAUGGCACAUCUAUCUCACAAGCAGCUGACAUACAGUUGGUUCUGUUUGAGGUCCUACAUGCAGGCACUUAAACUGCUGUGCUUGAUUUGCGCUAGUGUUGAAAUCUAACCCACGUGAUCCCUGUCUCCCUGGGGGGUGGGGGUGGUUGUUGUUCUUGUUGUUUAGUCGUGUCACACUCUUCGUGACCCCAUGGACCAGAGCACGCCAGGCACUCCUGUCUUCCACUGCCUCCCGUAGUUUGGUCAAACUCAUGCUGGUAGCUUUGAGAACAUUGUCCAACCAUCUCGUCCUCUGUCGUCCCCUUCUCCUUGUGCCCUCCAUCUUUCCCAACAUCAGGGUCUUUUCCAGGGAGUCUUCCCUUCUCAUGAGGUGGCCAAAGUAUUGGAGCCUCAGCUUCACGAUCUGUCCUUCCAGUGAGCACUCAGGGCUGAUUUCCUUCAGAAUGGAUAGGUCUGAUCUUCUUGCAGUCCAUGGGACUCUCAAGAGUCUCCAGCACCAUAAUUCAAAAGCAUCAGUUCUUCGGCGAUCAGCCUUCUUUAUGGUUCAGCUCUCACUUCCAUACAUCACUAUUGGGAAAACCAUAGCUUUUACUAUACGGACUUUUGUUGGCAAGGUGAUGUCUCUGCUUUUUAAGAUGCUGUCUAGGUUUGUCAUUGCUUUUCUCCCAGGAAGCAGGCGUCUUUUAAUUUCGUGGCUGCUGUCACCAUCUGCAGUGAUCAUGGGUGGUAGGAAGAGACAAUCCCACACUGGGUGCCUCAGUCAUAUCAAACCAGAAAGAAUCUUCAUGGAAACUGCCAGAUGUUCUGAUCCAAAGAUACCAGAUAACUCUUGCUGGUUCAUAUGUGUACAGUACUACUGUGGUUUGGGAAAUAAGCAGCAAACUCUUGGAUGCACAGACUUAAGCUGGCCUUGAUACCUAGGUUGGGAGGUUAGGGCAUGACCCCGCCCCUGAAUUUUUAAGUAUUUUAAAAAUAGGAAUGUGAGUCUGAAGCUAUUAGAAGCCUGUAAUUGUCAGAUUCAAGGUGUCUUGACAAAUCAGAAAAUAUUUUCAUCUAAGUUCAUACUAGAAUUGAAAGCUCAGCGUGAAGUCUUCAUAAGCUUCAUUUUUCUGAGGUUAAAUAGAAACUGUAAUUUUACUCCGCAUGCUUUGCACUGACUGUCUUUUGGGAACAACACUUGUUCCUAUGUUAAUGCAGCUGCUUGUCUUAGUUAGGUUAGAGGCUUCAACCAACAAAGACAGGAUUCUUCAUAGUAUAGUCUCAUAUCUAGCAGGGAAAAACCUCUUUCUUUUGCAUCUGUCAAUAUUUUAUAUUUUAUUCUCGGGUUUUUCCCUUGCCAAAUAUAUUUUGAGAUAUAUUUUUGCCAUACGUUGAAACAAUCUGUCUUGUCAAUCACCAUCCAGAGAACCUUCUGUUGAAAAGACUGGAUCCCUGACUACAAUUCAUGCAAGGGAUCUAGAACGGCAAUGCUACGCACACUUCCUAAGGCAUAAGCCCCAGUUAAUACAGUCAGACUUACCGUAACUUCCAAGCAAACACUCCUAGGAUUGUGCUGCAAAAUGAACUUCCGUUUAGAAACAAGACUUUUGUAAAUCUUGAUUAUGUACCGUGAUUAUGGCAAUGAGUUGACAUGAGUAGAGCUACUCUGUGCGGGUAGCUUUUUGUGCUUGGUUGUUUUUAAGAUUGAAAUUAUUUUUAAACAGCUGCCUUGUAGACUUCUUAAAUGGGAUUGGGAUUGUAAAUGGUUUUUUAAAUUUAAAUUAAGCACUAUAAAUGGAAUAACAUUUUGGAAAGCAAGAUUUUAUUAACUCUGCAGUUACUUAAAUAAAAAGCUAUGCUAGC